UUUUCAGUUCUAGUUACGGUAAAGCUCUGGAUUUUAGCCAAAUUCUUUAAGAGUUCAAGAGUACAAAGCUCUUUAGGAGGCUUGCUCUUUUGAAAUAUUUUUUCAGAGGUUAAAAAUUAAAAUCUCAAAAGAAUAUCAAGUGUGGGAAAGUAUUCUCGGCAGAGGCACAGAUCCCAAACACCUCGAACAUGAAGCAUACUCAUGUUUUUCUGUUACUUUUGUGCUUCUACUUAAGUUUCUGCAAGCUCACUUUAACAUCAGCCAUACCUCAAGAGGAUCUGUUGGAGAAAAAGUGCUUAGAGAAAAAAUACACACGCCUCUCCUGCACUAAAGUCUUCUGCCAGCCAUGGCAGAGAUGCGUGGAUGGGACCUGUGUGUGUAAACUCCCGUAUCAGUGCCCAAAGAAUGGAACAGUGGUGUGUGCAACUACCGGGAAAAGCUACCCAACAUACUGUCAACAAAAGAGUCUGGAAUGUCUUCGCCCAGAGACAAAGUUUUUAAAUAGUGGAAGAUGUACAGCCGAAGGAAAAUUUAGUGUUUCCCUGAAGUAUGGAGAUACUUCAGAGGGAAUUGUUGAAGUAAAACUUGUGGACCAACAGAAGACAAUGAACAUAUGUAAAAGCAGCUGGAGCAUAAGGGAGGCCAACGUGGCCUGCUUUGAACUUGGAUUUCAACAAGGUGCUGAUACUGAAAGAAAGUUUGCUGCUCUUGAAGCUCCCUAUACAAAUUCCACUGAAUGUCUGCAUGUGCGUUGUCGAGGAUUUGAGACCAGUUUGGCUGAAUGUACUUUUUUUAAGAGAAGACAUAGUAGACAUCACCAGAGUUUAGCUAGUGUGGUGUGUUACACACAGAAUGCAGAUUUGUCAACAAAUGAAUCCUUUCAGUGUGUGAAUGGAAAAUACAUUUCUAAAACAAAGGCCUGUAAUGGUUUCGAUGACUGUGGAGACCAAAGUGAUGAGCUAUGUUGUAAAGAGUGCCGAGGUAAAAGUUUCCAUUGUAAAUCGGGUGUUUGCAUUCCAAGCCAGUACAAAUGCAAUGGCGAGGUGGACUGUAUCACAGGAGAAGAUGAAGUUGACUGUAAAGGAGCUAGACAUCCUGCAAUUCAAGGCUUUGCACCUGGGGCACAAGAUAAAACUGAAAUUUUGACAGCGGAUAUGGAUGCAGAAAGAAAACGGAUAAAGUCAUUAUUACCUACACUAUUCUGUGGAGUUAAGAAGAACAUGCACACAGACGCACACGCACGAAGAAGAAAACGGGUUGUGGGAGGAAAGCCAGCCCAACUGGGAGACUUCCCAUGGCAAGUGGGAAUUAAGGAAGAGGAUGCAAUCAACUGUGGGGGAGUUUAUAUCGGUGGCUGUUGGGUUUUGACUGCUGCACAUUGUGUCAGAACCAGUAAGACUCACCGUUACCAAAUAUGGACAGCAGUAGUAGACUGGCUAAAACCUACCUCUGAGAUAACAGUUGAAUGGGUGAAUAAAGUUAUUAUCCAUGAAAACUAUAAUGCAAGCUCAUACCAAAAUGACAUAGCUUUGCUUGAAAUGAAAAAAGUUGCACACCAGAGAGACUGUGAGCUGCCUCAUUCCGUCCCAGCCUGUGUCCCCUGGUCUCCGUAUUUAUUCCAACCUAAUGAUCGAUGUGUCAUUUCUGGCUGGGGUCGAGAAAAAGGUAACCAAAAAGUCUUUUCACUUAAGUGGGGCGAAGUUGACCUAAUAGGCAACUGCUCUAAGUUUUACCCUAAUCGCUUCUAUGAAAAAGAAAUGGAAUGUGCAGGUACAUUUGAUGGUUCCAUUGAUGCCUGUAAAGGAGACUCUGGAGGCCCCUUAGUCUGUACGAAUGCCAACAAUGUGACUUAUGUUUGGGGUGUUGUCAGUUGGGGUGAAAACUGUGGAAAACCAGAGUUCCCGGGCGUCUAUACCAAAGUGGCCAAUUAUUUUGACUGGAUCAGCUUCCAUGUAGGAAGGUCUCUUAUUUCUCAGUACAAUGUGUAAAAUUGUGGUCUCCCUCUUCUUUCCUUUUUUCUCUCAAGAGUGCCAUUUAAUUUGAAAUAAAGCUGUAUAAUUAAUAUUUCUCUAGAAGGAAAAAAUAAAGCAGUCUCAUCAAGUAUUUUUUAAGGUCUCUACAAAGUUUACACCAUAUUAGAAUUUUGCUGUAUAAUGCUCAAAUAAAUAUUUUGGUUAAGCAUA
Messenger RNA from Carlito syrichta (Philippine tarsier), 2183 nucleotides. It is a transcript of the gene CFI, whose product is annotated as complement factor I. The record is from RefSeq and is a predicted model, not a curated record. Gene Ontology annotation, cellular component: membrane. NCBI's taxonomy places the organism in Eukaryota, Metazoa, Chordata, Mammalia, Primates, Tarsiidae. Gene Ontology annotation, biological process: proteolysis. Gene Ontology annotation, molecular function: protein binding; serine-type endopeptidase activity. Bases 189 to 1988 code for a protein of 599 amino acids. The transcript is spliced from 15 exons.